GGCGGCGCGAGGCGGGGCGGAGCAUCGGCGCCUAGCGGAGCCUUAUUCCCGGCCGCACGCCGGGAGCGCUCAGUCGAUCGAGGGAGCUGCGCGCACCACGCAGCUGGCUACCCUGACUCGGGCGCAGGGGCUUGGGCAGACAGAAGCACGCCCGGACCGACGGAGUGAGCAAACAGACACCCAGGGGCCUUUAGAUCUGCGCAGGUCCCAGCAAGACUUGCACCCGGAGGCCGGCAGCAGUCCGUGCCCCGCGGAAUCUCCUGCUCCUCUCCCACCCUAUUUCCCGUGCCUGCGCCCGGUGGCCGCCGCCUCCAAAGUGAUUGCUGCCGCGCCGCCUUCGCCGGGUCCGGGACCAUGAAGCUGCUGCCGUCGGUGGUGCUGAAGCUCUUUCUGGCUGCAGUGCUCUCAGCGUUGGUGACCGGAGAGAGCCUGGAGCGGCUUCGUAGAGGGAUGGAGGGUGGAACCAGCAACCUGGCAUCUCCCACUGAAUCUACGGACCAGCUGCUGACCCCGGGAGGCGGACGGGGCCGGGAAGCCCUGGACUUGAAAGAGGCCGACCUGGACCUUUUCAGAGCUUUCUCCUCCAAGCCGCAAGCUCUGGCCACACCCAGCAAGGAGGAGCGUGGGAAAAAGAAGAAGAAAGGCAAGGGGAAGAAGAGAGACCCGUGUCUUCGCAGAUACAAGGACUACUGCAUUCACGGAGACUGCAAAUAUGUGAAGGAGAUCCGGUCCCCAUCCUGUGUCUGCCACGCAGGUUACCAUGGAGAGAGGUGCCAUGGGCUGAGCCUCCCAGUGGAAAAUCGCCUGUCUACAUAUGACCACACUACCAUCCUGGCUGUGGUGGCCGUGGUGCUGUCGUCUGUCUGCCUGCUCGUCAUUGUGGGGCUUCUCAUGUUUAGGUACCAUAGGAGAGGAGGUUAUGAUGUGGAAAAUGAAGAGAAAGUGAAGUUGGGAGUGACUACUUCCCACUGAGAGAGACCUGUGCUCAAGGAAUCAGCUGGGGACUGCUACCUCCAAGAAGACACAAGCUGAUCACAGUCUCUGCAGAGGGGAAGGACUUCACAACAAGCCAUGAAGACUCCGUUGUCCCCAGUUGCCAUCUGGAUUGGGCCUCCCUUAAUUGCUUUACCAGAGCCUUCAAGUGCCAAACAGAACAUGUCCAACGGGGUCUGGAUCAGAAGGAAGCGAAAGCGAGGGACCCUCGGGCCCUUCCGAUUCCCCUCCAGCGAACCCCACUUAACCUGUAAAGUUCGUUUAAACACUUGUCUUCUGGAUGAAGAUGCCAGUUAAAUUCCAUAUGCUCCAGGAUCUGUGACUGAAAGGAGGAAGAGGAAGGAGAGGAAGAAAGAAAGGUUCAUGGACUCUAAGAAAGUAACAAAGAUUGAAAACCCACAGACUCGAGUAGUCACCAAGGGAUCUGCCAUUGGACCCUCCGGCGCUGGAUUUGAUGAGCUAACUGUGAAAUACCUUAAGCUGAGAACUCUGAAUUUUGGGUCUUCUACCCAAAUGGAAAAAUAACAACUAUUUUUUUUUGUUUGUAAAAAUGCCUCUUAAAUUAUAUAUUUAUUUUAUUCUAUGUAUGUUAAUUUAUUUAGUUUUUAACAAUCUAACAAUAAUAUUUCAAGUGCCUAGACUGUUACUUUGGGAUUUCCUGGCCCCGCCCCCGCCACAGUCCCUCACCAUCUGGCUCAGCAUCACCGUCUUCUGCCACAAAUCUGAGGUGGCUCUGUGGCCCAUCUGCAGUAAGCUAUCGUCUGUCCACAUUUCCGAAGAUCUUCCACGGUCAGAGUGCCGCGGGGGGUGGUCUGUAUGGUCAGGACGUAGGAGUUAACUUUGUCAGAUCCACUCUAUGAGUUGGACUGCAGUCUUGCCUAGGCAAUUUUGUCUACCGUUUGUGUUUUCAAAGCCCAAGGUGCUGAUGUCAAAGCGUAACAGAGAUCGGUGUUUCCCUGUGUCCUCUCCCUGCCCAAUCUCAGAAGAGGUUGGGCUUCUGUGCUUGCAGCUUUCCUGGCCCCUGGCCCGUAUCACCCCAGGCCCACAGAGUGGGAACUCACUUUCCCUUGUGUCAAGACAUUUCCCUUACGCCUGCCACUCUUCUGGUGCUACUCCACAUAGGGGUCAGUGCAGCAGAGGCUGAUCAAGAGAAGGUAUUAGUGGAAAAAGUAGACUGAGAAGGAACAGGGAACAUUGGAGCUGACUGUUCUCAGUAAUUGAUAACCUAUGAAUCGCUACAGAGAAGCUGGAGUAGAGGUGAGGACAGCUCUUACGUAAACCUACCCACCUCACUGAAACUAUGAAUGAAUGCUGUCAUGGUCCCUUCUGGAAGUUUCUGGUGCCAUUUCUCAACUGUUACAACUUGUAUUUCCAAAACUGGUUCAUAUUUAUACUUUGCAAUUCAAAUAAAGAUAACCCUUACUCCAUA
Molecule: messenger RNA, 2422 nt
Organism: Phyllostomus discolor (pale spear-nosed bat)
Lineage: Eukaryota; Metazoa; Chordata; Mammalia; Chiroptera; Phyllostomidae
Gene: HBEGF
Product: heparin binding EGF like growth factor
Exons: 6
Coding region: 355-972 (205 amino acids)
Biological process (GO): positive regulation of cell population proliferation; positive regulation of mitotic nuclear division; epidermal growth factor receptor signaling pathway
Molecular function (GO): heparin binding
Source: RefSeq, a predicted model, not a curated record